AAAAAAGGAAGAAAAAGAAAGAUGUUUUUUUUGUUAAAAAAAAAAAAAGAGAAAAAAGUAAUGUUCCUAUUUACGCAUUCCACACGGUUUCUGUAAUCCGUAAAACACACAUACAGUGGAGAGAUCUUUGAGGUUGACAUCUCUUAGAUUCCUCUACUUCAUUCGUCCCUCUUGCCAAUUCUUGAAAAUUGCAAUAUUCAAAUCAAUUCCGGGUAUUCAUUUUUUCUGAAUAUUUUCUGUUCCGAUGGCCAAUAAUAUGGAAGAAUCAAGCCCAUUUUUACCCAGGCAAAAAUCUGAGACGACAAACAAUGAAUUGAAGUCGACCAAGCUCAAUUCUUCAACCCCAGCUCCUCCGGUUGCGGCGGAGCCGGUUAAACCGACGGCUUCAGCUGCUGUUCCGAUGGGAUGGACGGCUAAUGGGUUACCUAUGGGCCACGGGCCGGUGGUGGGGGAGCCCAUUAUGCGUAGGGCCCAAUGGGAAUCAGGCCUUUGCUCUUGUUUUGGGAAGAAUGAUGAAUUCGUCAGCAGCGAUCUUGAAGUUUGUUUGUUAGGAACUCUGGCACCAUGUGUGCUCUACGGGAGCAAUGCUGAGAGAAUUGGAUCUGCUCCUGGAAGUUUUUCCAAUCACUGCUUGCCUUACACUGGUCUAUACCUGAUUGGACAGUCCUUUUUCGGCUGGAACUGCAUGGCACCCUGGUUUUCAUAUCCCAGCCGUACCGCUCUCCGCCAGAAGUUUAAUCUGGAGGGUAACUGUGAGGCAGUCACCAGAUCAUGUGGGUGCUAUGGGGGCUUUGUUGAAGAUGAGGAACGACGCGAGCAAUGUGAGUCAACUUGUGACUUUGCAACUCAUAUUUUUUGCCACCCUUGUGCUCUUUGCCAGGAAGGUCGUGAACUUCGUCGUAGGCUCCCUCAUCCUGGGUUCAAUAUCAAACCAGUCCUCGUUAUGCUUCCCCCUGGGGAGCAGAACAUGGGUCGCUGAUAGCAACUACUGUGUCAUUGAUUCCAUACCAUUUCCUACCUGGUUUUAGCUGUUUCAAUGUUCUCUGAUAUUGUACUGGAACGUUUUUACUUAAUUGAUGGAAAGUUGACAAGUAAAACUUGAGACUAUGUAGGUGAUAUUAUAUUAUAUAAUGUAUUGUACACACAUAAAAGAGAUGGAUUUGCAAUUUUAUGAAAUGAUACAAGAAAUUGCUGUUGAUGAA
This is a messenger RNA of Nicotiana attenuata, 1202 nucleotides long. Its product is annotated as cell number regulator 8-like. The record is from RefSeq and is a predicted model, not a curated record. NCBI's taxonomy places the organism in Eukaryota, Viridiplantae, Streptophyta, Magnoliopsida, Solanales, Solanaceae. The coding region runs from base 245 to 979 and encodes 244 amino acids. The transcript has 3 exons.